Molecule: messenger RNA, 1128 nt
Organism: Acytostelium subglobosum LB1
Lineage: Eukaryota; Evosea; Eumycetozoa; Acytosteliales; Acytosteliaceae
Exons: 6
Biological process (GO): regulation of small GTPase mediated signal transduction
Molecular function (GO): GTPase activator activity
Source: RefSeq, a predicted model, not a curated record
ACAGAUAUGAGUUCAUCAUCGACAAAUGCUGGAGUAUUGAUUGCUCCAUCUGUUACAUAUAGGAUAGAGGGCUCAUCCGCCGAUCAAGAGCUUAAAGUGUUUGAUUGCUCAACAGUACAGAAUGUGUUUGAUGGAGUCUUUGAUCUAUCAGACAAUGAUGCAUUAUAUUACAGAGAGACAUUCUUUAACAAAGAACAUUACAACUUCUUGGCUUCAACCCAGCCAGAGAACCCUAUAUGUGUAUCAAUAGUGCUGGAACAGGAUGGCAAGCACUAUAGUGUACUUAUAAGAACAUCAGCCGGUAAUGAAAGGAUGCAGGUACCAGCAGAGACAGUCAAGGCAUCGUGGUGGAGAAGACUAUUUAGAGCAGGACCAUCACCUUAUGAUAUGCUGCGAUCAAUCACGCCACAGUACUACAAUGGCAUGCGACAGGUUGUCGAUCCAGCCCUGCCACAGGCUCUGCUCAACCUCGAAGAGAAGCAGACCAUCAAGGGCUUCAAGUUUGGUAUCCUAUAUGCAAUGGAGGGACAGACCAAAGAGGAUGAGAUGUUUGCCAAUGUUGACUCGAGUCCAGAGUUCGAGGAGUUCCUGGACUUCAUUGGCGAGCGAGUACCAUUAACUGGAUGGACAAACUUUAGAGCAGGACUGGAUGUUAGAUCUGGAACAACUGGUACACAUUCAAUCUAUCAACGUGUCAAUAAUAAUGAAGUGAUGUAUCAUGUAUCUGUAAUGCUACCAUUCAAUGUGAAGGACAAGCAACAAUUGGAGAGGAAACGACAUAUUGGCAAUGACAUUGUAGUCAUUGUAUUCCAGGAUGGCGAUACCGUUUACAGACCAACCACUAUCAGUUCAAGACAGGUACAUGUCGUGCUGGUGGUCAAGGCCGUUCGUCUCGAGUCUGAUCCAGGCCAGCGCUACUAUCGUCUAGGCAUCGUCUCCAAAGAGACCGUUCCCGAGUUUGGUCCAGCCAUGCCAGCCAACGGUCUAUUCAAGAAGGAUCAAGCAUUCAAGGACUUCUUCUAUGCCAAGUUGUUGAAUGCAGAGAAGGCAUCAUACAUUGCACCUAUACUCGAGAACAAACUGUCACGAACAAGGAAGGCUUUGCUCAAGGAUGUUACCGAGUCAUUU